Messenger RNA from Medicago truncatula (barrel medic), 390 nucleotides. RefSeq lists its product as uncharacterized. The transcript has a single exon. The record is from RefSeq and is a predicted model, not a curated record. Lineage: Eukaryota; Viridiplantae; Streptophyta; Magnoliopsida; Fabales; Fabaceae. Bases 1 to 390 code for a protein of 129 amino acids. Gene Ontology annotation, molecular function: RNA-DNA hybrid ribonuclease activity; nucleic acid binding.
AUGUCGGACAUGGGCUGUUUUGCUAGUAAUGUCGGACAUGGGUCUGUUCUUGAAGCGGGACUUUUGGGUUUGAUUUUAGCUAUGGAGUUUGCUGCUAGUAAUCAUUGGAUUCGUUUGUGGAUUGAAUGUGAUUCUUCUAGUGUUGUGCAUGCCUUUAAGAAUCCCUCUGUUAUUCCUAUUUCUCUUCGAAACCGUUGGCAUAAUUGUUUGCAACACGGUAUGACUGUUCUUUGCUCUCAUAUAUUUCGUGAGGGAAAUUGUUGUGCUGAUAAGCUUGCUUUUAUUGGUCAUUCUCUGACAAGCACUGUUUGGUUUGAUUCCUUGCCUCCUACUUUGGCGGUUGAUUUUGCUAGGGAUAGAAGUGGUUUGCCCAAUUUCCGUUUUCCUUAG